GGCUUCCUGUUCACAGCACCGAAAAAAAGAGGUAACAAUGCAGUUGCGACAGGGCGUAGAUUGAGUGUUUCUUACUGCAUGUUUCUGCACCGGCUGAUCAAGCGCGCACGCUAUACGCCGAGCCGAACGUCCGAAUUGGAGACCUGUUUACUUUCACACCUGCUGCUAGUUGUUCCGUAUAACCUAAACCAACGAUACUCCAGGAGAGAGCCAGGAGAGGCUUUCUGACCUCCUCGGCGUCCCAGCUGCUCCUCAUGAGCGCCUGGCUGGAAGGGUAGCAGCCGUGUCCCGAGGAGAAUGGCGAACAGAUGCUGGAUCUACACAUGUGCAUGAAGAAGUAUCCAGGUGAAAAACACCACCUCUGGCAGUCAUGAGGAAUAGAGGGCUGAAGAUGCAGUCCUGAAGAUUGAUGGAGGGCCAUGCUAUUCAAACAGCAGGCACUGCUGAGACAGAAGCUCCUUGUUCUGGGCAGCCUUGCUAUCGGAAGUGUCCUUUAUCUUGUGGCCAGGGUUGGGACCUUGGAUAGGCUACAGCCCAUUUGCCCCCUUGAGAGCAGACUGACACACCCUGAGCCAGAACAAAUCCCUCUCCGCAGCCUGCAAUUUAAGCGUGGCCUGCUUCAUGAACUACGUAAGGGCAAUGCCACCAAAGAGCAAAUCACCCUGCACAACCUUGUCCAACAGCUGCCUAGGGCCAUCAUCAUUGGGGUGCGCAAGGGGGGCACUCGUGCCCUAUUGGAGAUGCUCAACCUGCAUCCAGCAGUGGUCAAGGCUUCACAGGAGAUUCACUUCUUUGACAAUGACCAAAACUAUGCCCGAGGAAUCGACUGGUACAGACGGAAAAUGCCCUUCUCCUUCCCUCAUCAGAUCACCAUUGAGAAGAGCCCUGCCUAUUUCAUCACCGAGGAGGUUCCUGAACGCAUCUUCAAGAUGAAUUCCUCCAUCAAGCUGCUGAUCAUCGUCCGUGAGCCCACUACCAGAGCUGUAUCUGACUACACACAAGUGCUGGAGGGCAAGGAGCGGAAAAACAAAACCUACCACAAGUUUGAGAAGCUGGCUAUUGAUACUAACACCUGUGAGGUGAACACAAAGUACAAAGCUGUUCGGACCAGCAUCUACACCAAACAUUUGGAGCGCUGGCUGAAGUACUUUCCUGUAGAGCAGUUCCACAUUGUGGAUGGGGACCGCCUCAUCACAGACCCGCUGCCAGAGCUGCAACUUGUUGAGCGCUUCCUCAACCUCCCCUCAAGGAUCAGCCAAUAUAACCUGUACUUCAAUGUCACCAGGGGAUUUUACUGCCUGCGAUUUAACAUUGUCUUUAAUAAGUGCCUGGCAGGCAGCAAGGGUCGCAUUCAUCCAGAGGUUGACCCAUCAGUGGUGGCUAAACUGCAGAGGUUCUUCCACCCCUUCAAUCAGAAGUUUUCCCAGAUCACUGGUAGAACAUUCAACUGGCCAUGAGGAGCUUUGAACAUCUCCAGUGAGAUACCUUGGUUUUGUGGAUUUUAAAAGCUUGGAGAUCUCUGAAGAUAAUAACAGCACUUUGAUUGAAUUUUGAUACUAAAAGGACAGUGUGACCAAAUAUAAAAAGAACUUGAUUUAAGUUUGUUUUUAUGUGUGAAAUAAAACAAAACAGUUUGACUGUUUUGACUAAAAGAUUCUGUAGUUAAUUCACCUGUCUGUCAAUGUUCCCAGUGAAGGAAAAUAACAGUACUGAACUGUGCAAUUAACUAAAGAGAUUAUUUUUCUUAUUUUGCUUUUUUAAAAGACUAUCACUAAGACUAACACUGAUAUUCAUACUGUUAAGAUAAGCUUUAAGUGUGAUGCUUUAUUCAUGAUAAAACACCUUAAAACAUGACAAAAUGACAUCUGAUAAACAACAAAAUUGUUCAUUUGUCUUCCUUCAUAUUGUUUAUUUGACCAAAACUGCAUGGGCAAUCAAGAUGCUAAAUAACAUUGUAGGAUCUCAUAUUAGGUGUGUUCUGUUGUUGGUUCAUAUUGUUUUUCACUUCAUCUUAUAUUUAGUUCAUGCUGUGAUCAGUCCAGUAGAAGGUGACCUAAUUCCCAACCCAGCAUUAGCCAACAUUAUCCAGAGAAGGCUUAUCACAAUAGAAUCUGGUGUUUCAAGCUUGAUUCAAAACCUGCAAAGCAUUUAAGACUUGAGCUUGUGUUUUAUUGUGAGUACAUUGUAUCUUCCCUCUUUCAGUAGUUUGCAAAACACCUGGCAAUAAGCCAUUGUGGAAAAAAAGUUGUCCAACAGCUUAUUCUAUGAUAAUUAGCAAAAUAUGUCUGUUUCUGUGCAAAUAUUCAUGCUGUAUCAUAAGUGUGUUGUUUAAAAGGUUAAAUUAAAAGAACUUGUA
Messenger RNA from Monopterus albus (swamp eel), 2356 nucleotides. RefSeq names its product heparan sulfate glucosamine 3-O-sulfotransferase 5. Gene Ontology annotation, molecular function: [heparan sulfate]-glucosamine 3-sulfotransferase activity. The record is from RefSeq and is a predicted model, not a curated record. The coding region runs from base 420 to 1457 and encodes 345 amino acids. NCBI's taxonomy places the organism in Eukaryota, Metazoa, Chordata, Actinopteri, Synbranchiformes, Synbranchidae. The transcript has 4 exons.